UGAUUAUAAAUGGCAGACUGUUGAUCGGUCAUCGAAUAUUUUACAGAAACUGUAAUGAACAAAAUCAUUGUCAUCUAUUUUGCUGUGCUCUUUACUAAAUGUAUUGAUACCAUAUUUGAAAUAUAUUUGCCCGUUGUUCAAUCAACUUUUCUGGUGUAGGGACAAACUAUACAUCUAUGCCAACUCGUCUGUAUGGCAUAAAUCAUCUACAACCAGGCCGAGUGUUUUGAGGAAAAUGUCUGUCUCUCAUCCUCUUCUGAAAAUAUUAAAAGGAUCCCUGCUGGAUCUUCACAAUGAGCAGAGCAUCAUCAGGGAUUCAAAUAUCAAACUGGUGACAUUUUGUCGAGCACUGGAAGAUAUUUUUCGAUGUGGAUUAAUGAAUAACAGCGGAUGGUUCAGUCGGUGUGACUUUUGGACAUGGAUCAGCAGAAUAUCUCACUGCGCCAACCCAGUACUUGAACAAGUGAUCGACUAUGUCCGCAACUGCCAGAAGGUCAAGACAGUCGAGGGGAAAGGACGCUUGUUCAUCAGAGCGGGUCUGGUCAAAAAGAAACUUGAUGGUAUCGUACAUCACAUCUGCCGUGACAGGCAGUUGUUGCAGAUGUGGUAUGACCCUCACAGAUCCAUCCUGGGAAACGAAAUACUUGCAGAAAUUCUGAUGUCACUUUUGAAAGAAGUGAAAGGCAUGACCUUCCGGCUUCUACUGAAGAAUGCAAGUUUUCUGGACAUCAGCUGGGAAAUGCCAGUGUACAGGGAGUAUGAGUUUGUCCCGUGUGAUGUCCUCGGAAUCCAUUUCCAGGAGGUAAACAGCUACCUACUUGUGGUGGAUGUGGAAGCAGAGGGAGUUGCUGGAGAAGAUGGCAAGGUUUCCCCGGGGGAUGUGAUGGAUGACAUGUUUGGAGAGAGCCUGCGCGGGGUCAAACGGGGCAAGGUACAAGACCUGUUUCAUCAGUACCGAGGACUGCCAGUAUAUGCAGGAUUUGUCAAGAGUGUGGAUGCCCAUGGUCAGAUAUUUCGUCCAAUUACAAAGCUGCUUCGUCAGCUUGACAUGGAUCCACAAGCUAUCCUAAAUGAAACACUGAGACGGCAACGACAGCAGCAGCAACAGAACAGCGACAACAGUGACCAUCGGAUGCCAGCCCAUGCUCUCCUCCCAGAGGAUGAGAAGGAUGAGAUACCAGUGCACGGACCGGAUGGCAGGGCUGUGUACACCGUCACCUACCUGGGGGAGGUAUUCCUGGGAACCGAUGGCAGAGUUGACAGAAUAGAGGAUGCAGUUGUCAACAUCAUCAACUCCUCCAGGAAGAACCCAAAGGGAGUGACAGUGGAGACGUCAGAGACCGGCAUCGUUGUGACGGACACAGAGACUGGGAAGGCACUACUCAACCACUCGUACACAGAGGUGUCGGCGUGCGGCCGGAGGACAGACUACUUACAGCACUUUGGUUACAUAGCAGGAGAGACCACCUGUAACUUGGCCAAGAGGUUUGUGUGCCACGUGUUCCACUCCCCGUCAGCAGAAGAGACCAAAGUAAUUCUAUGCAGUAUAGCUCAAGGCUUUGAAAGAACACACUGGUUCUUGUGAUGGACUCAUCAUGGAAUAUAAAAUGAUCUAAUCAAAUGUGAGGAACAACAUGCCACGGAUUGCCACUCUGUCCACCGUCCCCAGUCAGCACGGCUUAGAUGUUGCUGACGUUAUUGCAGUCUCAGUCAGCAGAGACUAGAUGUUGCUGACGUUAUUGCAGUGGCAGUCAGCACAGCCUAGAUGUUGCUGACGUUAUUGCAGUGGCAGUCAGCACAGCCUAGAUGUUGCUGACGUUAUUGCAGUCCCUGUCAGCACAGCCUAGAUGUUGCUGACGUUAUUGCAGUGCCAGUCAGUACGGCCUAGAUGUUGCUGACGUUAUUGCAGUGCCAGUCAGCAUGGCCUAGAUGUUGCUGACGUUAUUGCAGUCCCUGUAAGCAUGGCCUAGAUGUUGCUGACGUUAUUGCAGUGCCAGUCAGCAUGGCCUAGAUGUUGCUGACGUUAUUGCAGUCCCUGUAAGCAUGGCCUAGAUGUUGCUGACGUUAUUGCAGUGCCAGUCAGCAUGGCCUAGAUGUUGCUGACGUUAUUGCAGUGCCAGUCAGCAUGGCCUAGAUGUUGCUGACGUUAUUGCAGUCCCUGUCAGCAUGGCCUAGAUGUUGCUGACGUUAUUGCAGUCCCUGUCAGCACAGCCUAGAUGUUGCUGACGUUAUUGCAGUGCCAGUCAGCAUGGCCUAGAUGUUGCUGAUGUUAUUGCAGGACCAAUGUCAUUUUUCCUGGAUAUGCAUCAGUUUUACUCUACACUGUUGAACAGACUAUUACAGGUGCACCAUCAGCUUUACAUUAACUGUCUACAGAGAUGCCAACCACUAUGAUAAGGACGGAUUCAUUACCUGUUUCCAGCAAAUUCAACGACAAUGAUAAAGUGAAAAAUAUUAUAUGUUUAUCUAAAAAAAAUAUUGGUAUGUUUAAGCCAGUUACAUCAUACCUUGUGUCACAGUGACAUCAUAGUUUGUGUCACGGUGACGCCAUAGUUUGUGUCACAGUGACAUCAUAGUUUGUGUCACGGUGACGCCAUAGUUUGUGUCACUGUGACGUCAUAGUUUGUGUCACGGUGAUGCCAUAGUUUGUGUCACAGUGACAUCAUAGUUUGUGUCACAGUGACGUCAUAGUUUGUGUCACGGUGACAUCAUACCUUGUGUCACAGUGACAUCAUAGUUUGUGUCACCGUGACGUCAUAGUUUGUGUCACCGUGACGUCAUAGUUUGUGUCACUGUGACGCCAUAGUUUGUGUCACAGUGACAUCAUAGUUUGUGUCACAGUGACGUCAUAGUUUGUGUCACCGUGACGUCAUAGUUUGUGUCACAGUGACAUCAUAGUUUGUGUCACAGUGACAUCAUAGUUUGUGUCACAGUGACAUCAUACCUUGUGUCACAGUGACAUCAUAGUUUGUGUCACCGUGACGUCAUAGUUUGUGUCACAGUGACAUCAUAGUUUGUGUCACAGUGACAUCAUAGUUUGUGUCACAGUGACAUCAUACCUUGUGUCACAGUGACAUCAUAGUUUGUGUCACCGUGACGUCAUAGUUUGUGUCACGGUGACGUCAUAGUUUGUGUCACAGUGACAUCAUAGUUUGUGUCACCGUGACAUCAUAGUUUGUGUCACAGUGACAUCAUAGUUUGUGUCACGGUGACGCCAUAGUUUGUGUCACGGUGACGUCAUAGUUUGUGUCACGGUGACAUCAUAGUUUGUGUCACGGUGACAUCAUAAUUAGUGUCACUGUGACAGCAUAGUUCGUGUCACUGUGACACAAUAGUUCGUGUCACGGUGACACCAUAGUUCAUGUCACGGUGACACCAUAGUUCAUGUCACGGUGACAUCAUAGUUAGUGUCACUGUGACAGCAUAGUUCGUGUCACUGUGACACAAUAGUUUGUGUCAAGGUGACACCAUAGUUCAUGUCACGGUGACACCAUAGUUCGUGUCACUGUGACGUCCUAAUUGGUGUCUCGGUGACGUCCUAGUUGGUGUCACGGUGACGUCCUAGUUUGUGUAACAGUGACAUCAUAUUUUUGGUCACUGUGACACCAUAGUUUGUGUCACAAUGACAUCAUAGUUGGUGUCACGGUGACACCAUAGUUCGUGUCACUUUGACACCAUAGUUGGUGUCACGGUGACAUCAUAGUUUGUGUCACGAUGACACCAUAGUUUGUGUCAAGGUGACAUCAUAGUUUGUGUCACAAGUUAUUUAUUUCUUCAACACCAUGUUGAUCGUGCUAAUGGAGUUUACAAUUUAGCAAGGGGGCGCUUUGUUGUCUAUGGAGUUCUCUGUGCUCAGUUGCUUCCCUUGGGUUUGAAUCCUGGUUCACCGUGAUGAUGUUUCUAGGUUUGUCAGGGGGGCAGUGUUUACUGUGUCUAUGCUGUUAGAAGGACACACACCCUGAGGUUAGUUCCCGGAUGAGCAUGGUUUCGGGGUGGGUGGAGACCAUGCUAUCUUAGAACACAGAUGGUGCCGGGUUGUGUGGGUCUCUCCAUAUAGACAUAUGUCUGGCAAUAGUAGCAAGUUGGCAGACAAUCCCUGAAGAUCGGGGUAGAAUAGGUCUUCAGCAAUCCAUGCAGGCAACUAAGAGGCGACUAACAGGUUUGGGUGGACAGGCUUGCUGACUUGGUUAAUGCAUGUCAUCAUAUCCCAAUUGCGCGG
This is a messenger RNA of Haliotis rufescens (red abalone), 4219 nucleotides long. RefSeq lists its product as uncharacterized. Lineage: Eukaryota; Metazoa; Mollusca; Gastropoda; Lepetellida; Haliotidae. The transcript has 20 exons. The record is from RefSeq and is a predicted model, not a curated record. Gene Ontology annotation, molecular function: protein binding. Bases 236 to 1585 code for a protein of 449 amino acids.